AUGGCGUCAGUCAGAGGCACUUCCACUGGGCUGGGGAGGCGCAGCAUUUUGAUCUCGCCGUUCGUCCUGAUUGAGCCAACAGGAUUUAGUCAGAUGCUCGCGUCCCAGUUUAACUCGGAGGCAGCAUUGUGGACGGCUGGAUGGACCGAACCGACUCCAAAACUUAGAAGGAAAGCUUCAGAAUGGCACAGACGGGCCAGCCCCCGAGAAAAACAGAAUAAUGAUCUACAGAAGAAGGAAAAGUGGAAACCUCCAGUGAAGGGGUGGGUGUGGGGUGGGGGGGCAGUGACGCUUCCCCCUCGGCCUCUUUCAUGUGCUGCAGCUCCAUCCUCGGCCUCAGAUGUGGUCAUUGUCACCCAGUUGCACAAUGGCCUUUGUGAUGAAGAACACCUGAGCACCCACCUGUUGGGAAAACACGGAGUCGGACAACGCAAAGAGAGAAAGUUCGAAUGCGGCUUGUGUGAGCGGUCCUUCAGUGAAAAAUGGGCCCUGAACAACCACAUGAAACUGCAUAGUGGGGAGAAACCGUACAAGUGUGAGUGGCCGUCGUGUCACUACGCCUUCCUCAACCUGUCAGCCAUGAAGGACCACUACCGCACACACACCGGUGAGAAGUCCUACCUGUGUGACCUGUGUGGGUUUGCUGGAGGCACAAGACAUGCCCUGACCAAACACAGACGCCAACACACAGGAGAGAGACCCUUCAAAUGUAAGUUCUGCAGCUUCGCCUCCACCACCCAGUCCCACCUGUCUCGGCACAAACGGGUUCACACCGGGGAGAAACCGUACGGCUGCCCCUGGUGCGACUACAGAUCCAACUGUGCCGAGAACAUCCGCAAACACAUCCUCCACACAGGGAAACAUGAGGGCGUGAAGAUGUACAACUGUCCUAAAUGUUCCUACGCCACCAACUCCCCCAGCGAGUUCCGUAACCACCUGAAGGAGAACCACCCUGACAUUGAGAACCCAGACCUGGCCUACCUUCACGCAGGUAUCGUGUCCAAGUCGUUCGAGUGUCGUCUGAAGGGUCAGGGCGCCGCCUUCGUGGAGGCCGAGGCCGUGGGUUCGCCCCUGAACAGGAAGUGUCCGUCUCAGGCGUCGGGCCACGGCGAGUCGGUCCAGCAGGUCAUCAUCAUCCAGGGCUACGGCGAAGGGGAGGUGUCCAUCGACCAGGCCCUGGAGGAGUCGGCCGCCGCCACGCUGCAGACGCUGGCCAUGGCGGGGCAGGUGGCCGAGGUGCUGCACAUCACCGAGGACGGGCAGGUCAUCGCCUCAGGCAGGGAGGUGGCAUCCGCCGGGGCCCACCUGACCGGAGGCGCCACCCAGUACGUGGUCCUGGAGUCCGGGGAGGCCAGGGAGGAGCUUCAGGCCGUGGCCAGAGGGGGCGUGGCCGUCAGAGGGGCUGGACAAAGUCACGUGGUGUCCGAGUCAUCGACAGCAUUGGACGCUCUGCUCAGCGCCGUCACCGAAAUGGGCCAACAAGAGGAAACACAUGGAGAGGCGGCCGUCGUCCAUGAGCUCAUCCCCCCGGAGGUGACGCCACCUGAGGAGGGGGUGCCGGUGAAGCAGGAGCAGGAGGAGGUGCAGGUCAUCCACGAUGGCGGGCAGGAGGAGAUGCAGGAGGUGCUGCAGCUCGCAGCGUCGCAGAUGAUGAAGGAGGGGCUAACGCAGGUGAUUGUCAACGACGAGGGGACGCACUACAUAGUGACGGAGCUGGGCAACUGCACCCUGCAGGUGGAGGAGGGCGUGUACGGGGAGGCAACGGGGGGCGGGGCCGAGGCGCCGCCAGAGGAGGAGCAGGAGGAGGAGGGGAGGAAGGAGAUGGUGGUGUACGUGGAUGGAACGCCCCAUAACAUCGUCCUGGAAGGAUGAAGAUAACGAACACCGUCUGAGUUUGAGCGUCAUUCGGUUGAAAUUCUGUCGUUUUUUAAAUUCUGCUGUUUUUUUGUUUU
This is a messenger RNA of Sphaeramia orbicularis (orbiculate cardinalfish), 1952 nucleotides long. RefSeq names its product zinc finger protein 407-like. Lineage: Eukaryota; Metazoa; Chordata; Actinopteri; Kurtiformes; Apogonidae. Gene Ontology annotation, molecular function: DNA-binding transcription factor activity, RNA polymerase II-specific; RNA polymerase II cis-regulatory region sequence-specific DNA binding. The record is from RefSeq and is a predicted model, not a curated record. The transcript has 8 exons. The coding region runs from base 1 to 1872 and encodes 623 amino acids. Gene Ontology annotation, biological process: regulation of DNA-templated transcription.